Messenger RNA from Sesamum indicum (sesame), 2271 nucleotides. The record is from RefSeq and is a predicted model, not a curated record. Lineage: Eukaryota; Viridiplantae; Streptophyta; Magnoliopsida; Lamiales; Pedaliaceae.
AUCUUCUCUUCAUAUUCCACAAGUCCAGUCUUCCCUCUUAUCUUCUCUUCAUAAUUCACCUCUCAAACCCCCCCUGCAAAAUCAUGUUUCUUACUUGCUUGAUUAUGGCCUAUUUCCUUCAUACAUCCUAUGGAGAGCAUAAUCACCAAUGCCCACCUUCUUCCUGUGGCAGUAUUCGCAAUAUUAGCAACCCUUUCAGACUGAAAGAUGAUCCAAAACACUGCGGCAGUCCCAUUUAUGAACUAGAAUGUGAAAACAAUACCGCCUCUGUAUAUCUUAAAUCUCACAGACACCUUGUGAAAGCGAUCAAUUAUUCCAACUACACCAUUCGCCUUGUUGAUGCUGGCAUAACGAACUGGUUUCUACGGUUUUUAUUCUGGUUAUCCUUAUCAUACAAGGACUCCCAACAACAUAACUGAUCCCUUUGGAAGCUCUUACAAGAUAACAAGGUCUAUUACUUUUAUGAGCUGCCCUUAUCCUGUGAAUAGUUCUGGUUUGCUGGAAAUUGAUCAUUGUUCCAGCAGAAACAAUAGUUUCAUCGACUCUACCAAUAGAAGGCGAACAUACAUAAAGUUCGGUCCCUUGAAUAGUUCAUAUGUAAUGGAUAUGUGUACAAUAGAACGCAUAGUGAUGACUUCAAUGCCAGUUAAGGACGAAGAGAGUUUAUCUCUUUCAGAAAUCCAUAGCUCUCUGCUAUAUGGCUUUGAACUUUCAUGGAUCAUGUGUGCAGGGACCAUAGCCGAGUCAUCCACUAUACGAGCUCUAUGUUAUUAUGCUGAAGUGCAGUGCAUCGCUUUUGCUUCCCCAUGGCCUACACUAUAUCUUUAUCCUCUAUAUUGCGGUCGCAUGCCACUUUGGUUCGCCAUUGCAGCUUCUUGCACUCUUUGGAUUCUUCAGUUCGUCUUUGUGUGCACAGUUGCACUAAGGAUCGUAAUUGGAAUGCCUUGCAUGUUGGUGCUUCUAAUCCAUAAACUUUGGAAAACACAACGUUUGUCAAAGUUUGAGAUAAUAGAAGGCUUCCUACAAAGUAACAACAACCUCCUGCCAAUCCGGUACUCCUACUCAAACAUAAAGAAAACGACGAGAGGUUUUCGAGAAAAACUAGGUGAAGGAGGCUAUGGUUCUGUUUACAAAGGAAAGCUCCGCAGCGGCCGUGAUGUUGCAGUUAAGGUACUCAACAAACCCAAAGAAAAUGGGCAAGAUUUCAUCAAUGAAGUUGCAACCAUUGGAAGGAUCCACCACGUAAAUGUUGUUAACCUCGUAGGAUACUGUGCUGAAAGAUCCAAACGUGCCCUUGUAUAUGAUUACAUGACUAAUGGUUCACUUGACAAGUAUAUCAUGAGUCGAGAAAGAACUAAUUCGCUAAGCUGGGUGAAGAAGUAUGAGAUUGCGGUUGGAGUAGCUCGUGGGAUUGAGUAUUUGCAUCGAGGUUGUGACAUCCAAAUCUUGCAUUUUGACAUCAAGCCUCAUAACAUACUUCUUGAUGAUAACUUCAACCCUAAAAUCUCUGAUUUCGGGCUUGCUAAAUUUUACUCCACCGAGAAAGCUACAGUGACUUUAACUGCUGCUCGAGGAACGAUAGGAUAUGUGGCUCCUGAACUGAUCAACAGAAACAUUGGUGAAGUAUCGUAUAAGGCAGAUGUUUACAGCUUUGGAAUGUUGCUAAUGGAAAUGCUAGGCCUAAAGAGGGAUAUCGUGGCGGAUAAAGAUGAAUCUAGUCGAUAUUUCCCAUAUUGGAUCUACGACCACUUCAAUAAAGGCAAUGACAUUGAGACUGGAAAUGCUGACGAAAUUGACGAUGAUGAUGAUGUUGAUGAAGAUGAGGAUGCAAGGAGAAUCACCAAAAAUAUGACGAUUGUUGGACUAUGGUGCAUACAGAUGAGUCCAGUUGAUCGCCCGUCUAUGAGUGAAGUAGUGAAGAUGCUUGAAAAUGGGAACGAGAAUUUGUAAAUUCCUCGUCGGCCUUCUCAAUCACCUCAGGUUUCAUGGAACGAUGAUCAAAUUUGGGAAACAAUGUCGACCGAUUCAAUAGCGUUACUGGGUGAUGAUGCUUCCAAUGAUGAAUAAAGGUAAUUAUGGUGGUGGAAAAUUAGUCUAUCAUAUCAUUUGUGGAGUUGAAAUAAUGUCCAUUAAAAGGACAAAAAGAUUGGGCUACAGUACAUUCGAAUAGUAUUAUGUGAUUGUUAUAUUUGCUACAGUUAUGGGCCACUGAUGUUGUAUUUUGUAGAACGAUGUAGCUUCGUAUCAUAUUGAUUAGAAUAUUACAAUAUA